AUGUCAAGUCCAGUUCUCGCCCGGGGAAACUGCCAAACCGUUCCUCCCACGACCAUUGAUGUUAUGGACGCCUCCGACCCAGAUGGUUUCAAAACUGGCCAUAAAUUUCGCCUCGAGAGCACCGGUAAUCCCAUAGCAAACACGAAGAUCUCGGCUCUAACCUUCGCUCUCCCCUCCGGUGCCACGGGCUGUGUACUGCGGAUCCAUAAACCCCCGAUCGUCUCUGGCAACAACGUGGCGGACGUCUGGACGACUAGUCCGUGGAAUGCUCACGCGCCGCCUACCUGGAACAACCUCCCUCACAAAAAUGAGAUGGUAGGGAAGCUUAUCUUUCCAAAGGAUCGAUCAAGUCAAGAAGACGUGAAAAAUAUCGCGUCAAACGUUUGUUCGACCACCAUGAGUUACUUGGUGGAGUUCACCAAGCCACCGCCCAGCGAAGGGAGCGUCGAAUUUUACAAUACGGCGGGCUCUGGAUCAAAUAAUGACAUGGGCUUCGAUAUGCAGUAUAAUUGUUGA
Aspergillus candidus is the source of this 516-nucleotide messenger RNA. RefSeq lists its product as uncharacterized. Bases 1 to 516 code for a protein of 171 amino acids. The record is from RefSeq and is a predicted model, not a curated record. The transcript has a single exon. Lineage: Eukaryota; Fungi; Ascomycota; Eurotiomycetes; Eurotiales; Aspergillaceae.